AUGGUGCUGUGGAAGGAGGCAUUAUGGACUUUCCCAGGAAAUGGAGAGGCUUUGGAUCUAGGCCUUUUCUCCCAGAACACACCCGGUGUCUGCAGUGCCAUCGAUGAAUUCUACUCCUCAGAUGAGGAACCCUUGGAGGAAGGACAGACACCUUUUCAACUAUCUUGGUUAGCCCUGGCACCAGCCUACUCCCAGUUUCUGGGAAUAUGUUCACUACCAGGCUGCCGAUUCAAAAGUACUAGAAGAAGUCUUCAGAAAGAUAUAGACGAACUGAGGAACCAUGGCGUGCAAGACAUAUUUGUACUUUGUACCAGGGGUGAACUCUCCAAGUAUCGUGUGCCACACCUUCUGGAGGCGUAUCAGAGUCACAGGAUCACUGUGCACCAUCACCCUAUUCCUGACGGAGAGACUCCAGAUAUUACGAGAUGCUGCCUGAUCCUAAAUGAACUGAGGAGCUGCCUCAAAUAUAACCGGAAAACCUUAAUGCACUGUUAUGGAGGACUUGGCCGAUCCUGUCUCAUAGCAGCUUGCCUUCUCCUGCAGAUACCCGAUUCUGUGGCUCCACAGGAGGCAGACAGCCUGCGAGACUUUAGGGCUUCGGGCGCAAUGCAGACUGUAAAGCAGUACAACUACCUCCACGAUUUUAAAGAUGCCCUGGCUGCCCACCUGGCUACAGAAGGUACUCUAGCAAGGCCCAUUUCCCGGUAAAAAUGCAUGCAUUUGUGCCCCCUGAACCUCUCUCUACUUUUCACUGGAAUUCCUCGGUUACCCUAUCAUCAUAUUCUUGCUGCACUGCUCACUACAAAAAAAGCAACCUGUCAGGGGUGCAUGAUCAGAUUCAUUCAAAACGUUACAUGUGGAAGAGUUCAUAAUAAAUGACUCCAUUAAACCCUUCUUUUUAACUCCCUUUGUGUGUAUUUUUCUUCAUUGACGGGAAAUGCACUUGCUUUUAUACUUACCUCUUCAGUUUAUGUGAAGCCUUAUGGUAAACUUAUUAUAAGGCAGAAUAUAACUACUUCAGCUAUAGGAUGGGGUCUUGAUCAGCUUUGGCUGGAAG
Varanus komodoensis (Komodo dragon) is the source of this 1057-nucleotide messenger RNA. It is a transcript of the gene CDKN3, whose product is annotated as cyclin dependent kinase inhibitor 3. Gene Ontology annotation, cellular component: nucleus. Gene Ontology annotation, molecular function: protein tyrosine phosphatase activity. Gene Ontology annotation, biological process: dephosphorylation. Lineage: Eukaryota; Metazoa; Chordata; Lepidosauria; Squamata; Varanidae. The record is from RefSeq and is a predicted model, not a curated record.